AUGGAUGAGACCCUAUUAUCAGGCCUGGGGACUCCCAGCUCAGAUGUGCUCCCCCUGGAGAAGCAGCUGCACCAGGCCGCCCGCCAGAACCACAUCGAGAGGAUGAAGGAGCUGAUGGAGAAGAGGGUUAAUGUCAGGGCCAGAAACCACGUGGGCCGGGUGGCCCUGCACUGGGCCGCAGGCACUGGGCAUUUGCAGGCGGUACGGCUGCUCCUGGAGUAUAAGGCUGCUGUGGACGAUGAGGAUUUGUUCGGGAUGAACGCUCUUCUCCUGUCCGCCUGGUUUGGCCACCUGCCGGUCCUGCAGGUCCUCGUCAACGCUGGGGCCAAGAUCCACUGUGAGAACAAGGAUGGCCUGACUUUACUGCACUGUGCAGCCCAGAGAGGUCACGUGCCUGUGCUGGUGUUCAUAAUGGAAGACCUGGAAGAUGUGGCCCUGGACCAGGCAGAUAAGCUGGGAAGGACGGCAUUUCACAGAGCUGCUGAGCACGGACAGCUGGACGCGCUGGACUUCCUUGUGGGCUCCGGCUGUGAUCACACUGUCAAGGAUAAGGAGGGGAACACAGCCCUUCACCUGGCCGCCGGGCAGGGCCAUGCAGCUGUGGUGCAGCGGCUUGUGGACAUCGGGCUGGACUUGGAGGAGCAGAAUGUGGAAGGCCUCACGGCCCUGCACUCGGCUGCUGAAGGAAUCCACUCCGACUGUGUGCAAGUCCUCCUCAGAGCCGGGAGCCGCGUGAACGCCCUCACCCAGAAAAAGCGGAGCUGCCUUCACUACGCGGCCCUCAGUGGUUCUGAGGACGUGUCCCGCGCCCUCGUUAGGGCAGGAGGCUGCGUUAAUGUGGCUGAUCAUCGGGGCGCCUCACCCCUGCACCUUGCCACCAGCCGCAAUUUCCCUGCUGUGGUGCAACUGCUCAUUGCCGCCCACAGUGAUCUGGAUGCCGUGGACAGCAGGCAGCAGACGCCCCUCCACCUGGCCGCGGAGCACGCCUUCCAGGAUGUAGCGGAGAUGCUCCUGGUCGCUGGGGUUGACCUCAAUCUGAAAGAUAAGCAAGGAAAAACCGCCCUGGCAGUGGCCGCCCGCAGCAACCACGUGGGCUUGGUGGACAUGAUCAUAAAAGCCGACCGUUUCUACAGAUGGGAGAAGGAUCACCUCUCCUGCAGGGACCCCAGCCAGCCCCCCAGGAAGAACGUGACCUUCAAGCAGGACCACCGGCCCGAAACGCAGCCGCUCCGCACUCUGCUUUGGAACCUCGCCUCCAAUUGCCUGCGGCCCCACGAGUGGAAGAGGCUGGCGGAUUCCUGGCGCUUCACCGAGGCCCACGUCUCCGCCAUUGAGCAACAGUGGACAGGACCCCGGAGCUACCAGGAGCACGGCCACCGCAUGCUGCUGAUCUGGCUGCACGGCGUGGCCAUGGCGGGAGAGGAUCCCAGCAAAGCCCUGUUUGAGGGCCUGGCGGCUAUUGGCAAGAGGGACCUGGCCGAGAGCAUCAGGAAGAAAAGAGAUGCCCAGCCCAGGAGCUGCACGGCCAUGUGAGCCCAUGAGACCCUAGCGAGGUGUCACCUGAUCAGAAGAUGACCACCAGUCAAGGGUGUCACCUGACCGGAAGAUGACCAU
This is a messenger RNA of Dipodomys spectabilis (banner-tailed kangaroo rat), 1614 nucleotides long. It is a transcript of the gene Ankdd1a, whose product is annotated as ankyrin repeat and death domain containing 1A. Gene Ontology annotation, molecular function: protein binding. Bases 1 to 1533 code for a protein of 510 amino acids. Gene Ontology annotation, biological process: signal transduction. The record is from RefSeq and is a predicted model, not a curated record. Lineage: Eukaryota; Metazoa; Chordata; Mammalia; Rodentia; Heteromyidae. The transcript has 15 exons.